This is a messenger RNA of Sander lucioperca (pikeperch), 2392 nucleotides long. Its product is annotated as trichohyalin-like. The transcript is spliced from 12 exons. The record is from RefSeq and is a predicted model, not a curated record. The annotation marks the transcript as partial. NCBI's taxonomy places the organism in Eukaryota, Metazoa, Chordata, Actinopteri, Perciformes, Percidae.
UCCCACACUGGUUAAAGUGGGUUUGGAGCACACAAAAUAUGUUAAUGUUUGACAUUAACCGUGAAACGGGUCUUUGUUUGGGUUGUUUUGCUAGCGUAUGACAACGUAAUUCCAUUCACGAAAUGUAGGAAUUUUACAUUGACUUGUUAACUGACAACGUUGUACACAAUGAAUUCAAAUAUUUAAAACGUUCACCGAAUCGUUACGGCCUUUUUCAAAAUUCGGCUUACAGUAGAUUCACCAAAUCAGCACUUAAGAUGUAUAAAAUCUCAGCUGUAAAUCGUCGUUGACCGUAUCUAAAUGCCGCCCAGCGCCCUGCAAUUAGCUAUAGAAACUGAAAUUAUGAAGAAAUCAGCCGUCAUUUGUAUUUUUUACAGGUGCCGAUUUGUAAAGUUAAUCCAAUAGAUUCGUAAAUAGUCGUACAUCUUUGUGUAAAAUGUGUGUAAUUGGGAUGAUAUUUGGGUGAGUAUUUAAUAUAUAGAUUUGUAGAUUGAGAUUCGCUUCACAUGAGGGAUUGAGUGCAUCUGCUGGCAAGGCAACAUCAGCAGCCAAGCAACCGGCCUCCCCUGGGUUAUUGAAGUCUUCCGGCAGCGGAGCUAUGCAGUCUGAACCAGCGGAGCGGAGGAGACAGCCUCGCCGGAGCAAGCGCUCGGAGGGCGGGCACGGCCGAGCAGAGCCGCGGGGGCCACAACCGAGAUCCGCGGGCAGCUCCGAGGAGGAGAUGACAAGGUUGAAAGGGAUCGUCGUCACCGCCACGCGACAGAAAGACAAGCAGCGGACGGGGGAGCGAGGAAGGGGAGGAGAUGAAGAAGAGGAGGGAGAGAGAGAGGGGAGGGACAGAGGCCGAGGAGACGGAGAUAAGAGGAGGAAGGAGGAGAAGGAGGCGAGGAGCCGGAGGGCGGCGUCCGAAGGAGGCGAGGAGUCGGGGACGAUGAGGUGGAGACUCCAUCAGCUGGAGAAAGAGAGACUGGAGCUGACGUCCGCACACAACCAGGAGCUGUGCCGGCUGCAGGCGGAGCUGGCCCGGCUCCGGGCCGGCGUGGAGCGGGGCGAGGCCCAGCGGGCGGAGCUGCAGUACCAGCUGACGGCGAGCCAGAGGGACGCCGCCCGGGCCACCGCGCUCAGCCGAGACAAACGCACGCUCACAGAGCGAGCAGCAGAGCUCCAGCUGACGGUGGAGGAGCUGCAGAAAGUUGUGGACAUCACCCGGCGGGCCAGGGACGAGGACCAGCAUGCAUUGCAGCAGGAAGUGGAGGAGCGAGACAAACUGAUUCAGAACUUCAGCUCGGAAAACCAACGACUGCACCGCCUGCUGCAGGAUCAGGAGGAGGCUCUGGAGGAGUCAGAGAGGAGGAUGGCAGCGCUGCAGAAGGAGAGAGAGAGGGAGGGAGAGAAGGAGGCCGAGGCCAACAGACGACAGGCCGACCAACUGAAAUACCUGGCGGAGAGAGAGGAGAGGAGCAGGAGAGAGAAGGAGGUGUUGGACCAGAAGGUGAAGUCUCUGGAGUCGAGCAUCGAGGCGGAGAGAGCAGCUCACCUGGAGUCCAAGUUCAACUCUGAGAUCAUCCAGGUGCGGGGGCGGGAGCUGGAGGCGGCGCUGGCGGCCGAGCGGAGCGGCGUGGAGCUGCUGAGGACUCGGCUCCGUGAGGCGGAGAGAGCUCUGCAGCGUCUGCAGCAGCAGUACGAGCAGUGUAAGUCUGACCUGAGUGUGGCUUUGGAAAAGGAUAAGACGACGACCUCUGACCUCACAGAGCAGCUGGAGGAGGAGAAGAGACGGCACGCCGACACACACACUCUGCUGGAGCAGGCCGCUCAGAGACAGUCGGACUCAGAGGAAUGUCUGAAACACAUCAGAGAAACUCUCCAACAACACAUUAACACGGUUCUAGCAAAGGAUGCUGGGAACUGGAGUCUUCCAGCGGACGUCCUGCAGCUGCUGAAGGCGGCGCUGGGCGGCGGCCGACAGCGACUGGAAACGGCGGUGGGACAGGUCCAGGAUCUGCUGUGUGCGUCGGAGCGGCUGCACGACGAGAACCAGCGGCUCCGACGGCUGACGGAGGAGACGCAGCAGGCGUCGGUCAGACUGGAGGAGGAAGUGACACGCCUUCGCCAGGAGAGCUCUGAUUGGUCGACGCAGAGCCGGGGUCUGCAGGCCGAGCUGCAUAAAGAGAGGGAGGAGAGGGAGGAGAGGAAGAGAGAACAGGAAAGAGAGAGGGAGGAGAGGAAGAGAGAAAAGGAGAGAGAGAGGGAGGAGAGGGAGAGAGAAAAGGAGAGAGAGAGGGAGGAGAGGGAGAGAGAAAAGGAGAGAGAGAGGGAGGAGAGGGUGGCAGAAGUCCAGAAGAUAACUGACAACUACCAGAAAGAGUCAAAGGUGAUUGUUCUCCAUUUCUCU